Centruroides sculpturatus (bark scorpion) is the source of this 1582-nucleotide messenger RNA. RefSeq names its product transmembrane protein 87A-like. The coding region runs from base 239 to 1507 and encodes 422 amino acids. Gene Ontology annotation, cellular component: membrane; Golgi apparatus. Gene Ontology annotation, biological process: retrograde transport, endosome to Golgi. The record is from RefSeq and is a predicted model, not a curated record. Lineage: Eukaryota; Metazoa; Arthropoda; Arachnida; Scorpiones; Buthidae. The transcript has 16 exons.
AGAAUACUGGUUAAGCCAUUGGCUUUUGCCAUAGAACCUGUAAUGAGAGCAGUGCUGAGAAAACAAUGCUUUUACAUCUUUCUUAAAACUCAUAAAACUUGAUUUAGAAAGGAAAACUGCAUUUGAUUGUGAUGCUUCCUCAAAAUCUUUGGAAGUAAAAAUUGGAUGGCUUUUAAGGCAGACACCUUGUUAUGAAGAAUAUGUUGUGGCUGACACAUUUAAAGAAGAGUACUUAAGUAUGUAUUAUACUUGCCCAUGGGUUUCUUUUAAUGUGAUUCACCCAGAAGUUCGUUACUUAAAAUCAAAGGAAAUUACAGCAGAAUGUUUACAUGCAAUUCAGUUAUUGCCAUCUGAGGGCAACUUUACUGUACGAUUAGAGGGAAUUAAAAAUCCGACACCAUCAUGUGGAGGACAAAUACGUUUAGCAGACGAUUUGAAAGCUGAACAAAGUAAUGCUGUUAUUGAAAAUAAAGAAAUGCAAAAAUCAUUGCAAGAGAAAGGUCAUGCUAUAUCAAAAAGAGAUGCAGAGAAGGGUACAGAUAUUCAAGAUGCUAAUACUGAAAAUCAGAAAAUGAAAGAAAAUAACAAAAAAGAAACUGCGACUGUUAAAGAAGUAUCUUCCAGUACAAAAGACCAGAAUGUUUCACCUGAUCAGUCUUCAGAUGAUAAAGGAAAUCAGUCUACCACAAAAAUUACUCCAAUAGUUUCAAAGACAAGUGAUCACCAAGCAAAAGUGGAUAAAGAUGGAAUGUAUUUAUUUGUGUUAUUUAUUGAAAGUGUAGAUGGCAAACCAUUUAAUAUUACAGUUAAUAUUGAAAUGAAAAGCCAGUAUGGAUAUUUGUCUGCUGUAGAUUGGCCUUUGCUUCCAUUUUAUGGUGUAAUGUGUGGCAUUUAUGUUAUUUAUGCUAUUGCUUGGCUUAUUGUAACUGCCUUGCAAUGGAGAGAUCUCUUAAGAAUUCAGUUUUGGAUUGGUGGUGUAAUCUUUUUAGGACUUGUUGAAAAAGCUGUUCUAUAUGCAAAAUAUCAAUCUCUAAAUGAAUCGGGUGAAUCAGUGAAAGGAGCAAUUAUUUUAGCUGAAAUCAUAUCUUCAUUGAAACGAACUCUUGCAAGAAUGUUAGUGAUUAUUGUCAGUUUAGGCUUUGGCAUUGUAAAACCUCGAUUGGGCCCGUUGCUGCAUAGGGUUGUAUGUGUUGGAGUUCUGUACUUUCUGUUAAGUGCCAUGGAAGGAUUUAUUCGGUCUUUAAUGUUAAAAAAUGAUCCAAGCAAGCAAACAUUAAUAGCAGGUGUGCCACUUGCUUUUAUGGAUAGUGCAAUAUGCUGGUGGAUAUUCAGCAGUCUUGUACAGACAACAAGAACUUUGCAGUUGCGAAGAAAUCUAGUCAAAUUAUCUUUAUAUAAACAUUUUACAAAUACACUUAUUUUUGCUGUACUUGCUUCCAUAGCAUAUAUGAUAUGGUCUAUUCAUAGUCAUAAAUUCACAUCUUGUAUAACUGUAAGUAUAAUUUAGAUUCAUUAAAACUUUUUAGUUGUAUUUGUAGAAAUUUUUUUAAAAAUUUCAAAUUUAAUUUAACAAAUUUUUAAU